AUGGCUUUCUUCGGGAACCCUGAUCCACCCAACAGCACUCCACCGCUCGAUUUCCCAUUUAGCGAGGACUUUUUCUCCGAGACAAGUGGCUUGGCUGAUACAAACCAUGGUCAGGGCCGUCGUGACUCUGAUAUCCCCGGAGAUGAGCUGCCCCAAUACCUGGGAGUCAUUGGUCCAACGUAG
Molecule: messenger RNA, 183 nt
Organism: Penicillium odoratum
Lineage: Eukaryota; Fungi; Ascomycota; Eurotiomycetes; Eurotiales; Aspergillaceae
Exons: 1
Coding region: 1-183 (60 amino acids)
Source: RefSeq, a predicted model, not a curated record